AAAGUUUUUAACACUGUUUUCCCAUCCGCAUCGUAAUUACGGAGCGAGGCUCGCUCGAAUUGGGCGACUGCGUGAUUGUAGAGCGCCAAGGGUACAAGAAAUCGCGAAAAAAGGAAGGAUUUUUACGGUGGUGGGACUGGGAACGCAGCAAUUGCAGUCCGAGAAGAGGAGGAUAAAGGGAGAAAUUGGAGAGGCGGAUUCGAGCAGAGGGAAAAAAAAACUUGCAGAAAAGGCGGCGAUUUCAAACCAGUCGGGUGGAAAGAUGGUGUUGCAGACGAUUACGAAAGGUAUGGAAGGGGAAGGGGUAAAGAACAACAGCAAAAGCUUCCGCGUUCGUCUCCUUUGAAAUGGAUGGCGUAUCUUGUGGAUGAGGCGGGACGAAGUAGGGAUUUCUUGUUCGUCCGGCUUCUGCUGUUCCGGCUCUCAAAAUUUUUUCCUUUUUUUGACGUUGGAGUGAAGACGGGAGGAGGAGUUGGAUCUGGCUUCUUGCAGUAGAUGAGGGGUUUCCCCUUUCGUGUCCAGGGGAAGAGUGGUUUUGAAGCAGCGGCGACGACGUCUGAGGGAAAUCAGGUUCUUUUCUGGUUGGAUAAGCGAUCGGAGUUUGCGAUCCAAGACGUGGUGGAGCCAAGAUCGGUGCUCGGUUACCGUAGCCCUAGUCCCCCCACCUCCACGGUCACACUGUCUUCCUCCCUGGUCAGCGACUGUUCCUUCGACACCGCCGGAGUGGCGGCGGCCUCCGGCAACGCCGCCGCCGAAGGGGGCGGGGGAAGCGCGGCGGGGAAGGAGGAAUGGUCGGGCGAAUUGGAGCCGACUCCGCCGGGGCUAGGCAUGGGCUUUGUAGCCGGAGGUGAAAAGUGCAGUCUUGGAAUCGACGACUGGCAGGCGAUGCUGUCGGAGGCUUCCACGGCCUACCCCAUCCGGGAGCAAGCCUUUCUCCGAUGGGUAAUGAGCGAUGUCGGUGGCCCCUCCGUUGCUGGGAUUAAGCAGCAGCUCCUCUGCCAUGAGCUGGCGGAUUUUGACGGAGUUAGUGCUGGAUUAGGGUUCGGUGAUCUCUACCCUGCCUUUGGGCUCGAGUCGAUUGGAAGGAGCAGGAACGAGCUCUCCGCCUCGGCUUCCGUCGUCGGUCCUUCUGCUUUAGCCUCUAGCAUCACUUCCGGCGGUGCUUGGAGCAGUAACAGCUGGGCGUCUCCUCCCUUAGAAAGCACCGACAAAAAAAGCGCCACCGUUGGCACCGGCGCUCAGUUCUUCCCUAUGGCGGCUGCCAGCAACUCCCUCUCUGUGCCGCUCUCUCUAUUGCCAGAUCUCUGUCAGGAGGACGCCAACCGGCGGGCAUCAACCAACCUGAGUUCGUCGCCUUUCUUCCUCGAUGCCGGACAAAGGGAGUGCCAGCAGCUACCGCAGCUCUUCUUCUCCAUCCAGCCCAAACGCCACCAACCGCUGCUUCAACAGCAGCAGCCGCCGCAGCAGAUACAGAAGGAAACCCCUAGCUUUCCUCUUCCUCAUCUCCGGCAAAUGUUCGUGAAGCCGCCGGCGCCGCCAACCGGCCAGCAGCAGCAACAACAGUCCUUAGCCAACCUACUGUUUGAGGCUGCCAAGAUGGUGGAAGCCGGCAAUUCAGUCGGCGCGCAGGGGAUAUUGACGCGGCUCAAUCACCAGCUUCCCUCUCCCUCAGGGAAACCUCUCAAUCGUUGUGCUUUUUACUUCAAGGAGGCAUUGCAGCUGAUCCUCUCUAAUGGACUUAAUUCUGCUCUUCCUUUGACUUCUCCUCCGGCCACUCAAUGGGACAUUGUGCACAAGCUCAGUGCUUACAAGGCAUUUUCCGAGGUCUCCCCCUCGAUCCAAUUUUCCAACUUCACCUGCAUCCAGGCCCUCCUCGAGGAGCUUAAUGGUUCCGAUCGGAUUCAUAUCGUCGACUUUGAUAUUGGAUACGGCGGGCAAUGGUCUUCGUUCAUGCAGGAACUGGCCCAAAGGCAUUCCUCCGCCACAAGUCCGGUGCGGCUGCUCAAAAUCACAGUCUUCUUGUCACUCUCCUCCUGUAACCACUUGGAGCUCUGCCUUGUCCAGGACAACCUCACUAAUUUAGCAAGUGACCUUAAGAUUCCGUUCGAGUUUAACGUCUAUAGCCUCGAUUCAUUCGAUCCCUUGCAGCUACUUGGGAUCAGUGGUGAAGCUGUCGCUGUGAACCUCCCUGUAGGCUCUGGCAACCUCUCCUUCAUGACUCUUCUUCAUCUGAUUAAACAGCUCUCCCCGAAGAUUGUUGUUUCAAUCGACCAGGGGUGUGAGAGGAUGGACCUGUCAUUCUUUCAGCAUUUUGUCCAUGCUUUUCAAUCUUUCAUGGCGCUUAUCGAAUCCAUUGACGCAUCUGGAACCGACCAAGAUGUGGUUAGCAACAUUGAGAAGUUCCAUCUACAGCCAAGGAUAGAGAAUUGUGUUCUUGGACGGCACCGAAUUGCCAACAAAAUUCUCCCUUGGCAAACAUACUUUACUGCCACAGGUUUUGUACCCAUACAAUUCAGCGAGUUUACGAAGACACAGGCCGAAUGCCUUCUGAAGAGGGUACCUGUUAGAGGAUUUCAUGUCGACAAGCGCCAAGCUUCAAUUUUACUAUACUGGCAGCAGAAGGAGCUCGUGUCUGUGUCAGCUUGGAGGUGCUGAAGAACUACCAGACUACAGGCAUGUUAUCCUUGUACCUUAUUCUGGGCACAGAAUCAUGCUCUCAUUCUUUGUGGAGCUUUUGCUUCCUGCACAAUACGACCUGUUAGAUCCAAGCAGUCGAGAGACAGUCGAUCAAAUGGCAGUGGCUGCCUGGUGACCUGCCACAAUGAUUCAGUGAAUGCAGCUGCAGCACCUGACAGAUCCAUGAAACUAUUCAUUGCUCACUAGAUUAGAUUAGGAUUAUAGCUUAAUACUGUCCUUGCUCAUCCAUCACUUGGUCAACUAGCAACUGAGUUAAAAGAUUGGAGCCAUCCAUGUCCAAGAAAUGGCGCUAGUGACAGUGACAGUACAAUGAUGAUGUGCCUGAUUGAUGAGUCACUUUCAUUCAAGACAAAAGCACAAGGCAUUCUGUGCUCAUGCAUGCAGUUGGUACUGACUCUUGAUUGAGAGAGAGAGAGUGUGUCUGAGGGAUCAAUCAAACAAUGAACAGUCCCCUGUAGUGUUUGGAUCACAGCCUGGAUUGUGGGCAAGACAUUGUAAUUUGUAUCUGGGUUGUAAAGUUCAAAACAAAGUGAGGUGGGAUUUGAGUGAGCCAUGGUCCAUGUCCCUACUCAAGACUGUUAUGUAAUGUCGUUUUUUUUUAAAAAAUAUAUGUAUAUAAUCUCAGUGUCUUGACACGGUAAAAA
Messenger RNA from Zingiber officinale, 3341 nucleotides. Its product is annotated as scarecrow-like protein 6. Lineage: Eukaryota; Viridiplantae; Streptophyta; Magnoliopsida; Zingiberales; Zingiberaceae. Gene Ontology annotation, molecular function: DNA-binding transcription factor activity; sequence-specific DNA binding. The record is from RefSeq and is a predicted model, not a curated record. Bases 496 to 2655 code for a protein of 719 amino acids. Gene Ontology annotation, cellular component: nucleus. The transcript is spliced from 2 exons. Gene Ontology annotation, biological process: regulation of DNA-templated transcription.